Lemur catta (Ring-tailed lemur) is the source of this 930-nucleotide messenger RNA. Its product is annotated as immunoglobulin mu heavy chain-like. Gene Ontology annotation, molecular function: immunoglobulin receptor binding; antigen binding. Gene Ontology annotation, biological process: B cell receptor signaling pathway; phagocytosis, engulfment; positive regulation of B cell activation. The record is from RefSeq and is a predicted model, not a curated record. Gene Ontology annotation, cellular component: external side of plasma membrane; blood microparticle; immunoglobulin complex, circulating. Lineage: Eukaryota; Metazoa; Chordata; Mammalia; Primates; Lemuridae.
AUGGAGUCUGGGCUGCGCUGGGUUUUCCUUGUUGCUCUGUUACAAGGUGUCCAGUGUGAGGUGCAGCUGGUGGAGUCUGGGGGAGGCUUGGUCCAGCCUGGGGGGUCCCUGAGACUCUCCUGUGCAGCCUCCGGAUUCACCUUUAGCAGCUAUGACAUGAGCUGGGUCCGCCAGGCUCCAGGGAAGGGGCUGGAGUGGGUCUCAAGGAUUAGUAGUGGUGGUGGUAGCAGCACAUACUACGCAGACGCCGUGAAGGGCCGAUUCACCAUCUCCAGAGACAACGCCAAGAACACGCUGUCUCUGCAAAUGAACAGCCUGAGAGCCGAGGACACGGCCCUGUACUACUGUGCCAGAGACACAGUGAGGCCCAGUAUUCCCAGGUGUCCCCAUUCGGUGAUCAGCACUGCACAGACACUCACCAUGGAGUCUGGGCUCAUCUGGGUUUUCCUUGUUGCUCUGUUACAAGGUGUCCAGUGUGAGGUGCAGCUGGUGGAGUCUGGGGAAGGCUUGGUCCAGCCUGGUGGGUCCCUGAGACUCUCCUGUGUAGCCUCUGGAUUCACCUUCAGCAGCUCUGACUUGAGCUGGGUCCGCCAGGCUCCAGGGAAGGGGCUGGAGUGGGUGUCAACUAUUUAUAAUGAUGGCAGCAUAUACUACGCAGACGCCGUGAAGGGCCGAUUCACCAUCUCCAGAGACAACGCCAAGAACACGCUGUAUCUGCAAAUGAACAAUCUGAGAGCCGAGGACACGGCCCUGUACUACUGUGCCAGAGACACAGUGAGGGGACAUCAGUCUCAGGUGUGGCCCAGGCUGUGGCUCCUGUGGGACCUGGGAAAGAUUGAUGGGACUGUGUCACCCACCACUGCUGGGACCCUCCUGCUGUCACCUGGGCCUGGACUCACGUUGGAAAUGCAAGUGGUCAUUAGUAGCUGA